GGUCACUGUGGAGUUGUUUCACAUUUGUUAUUGUUUUUCCUGAUGUUUGACAUUGUUAUUUAAUAUACGUGUAUCUUCAGAAAGAAGCUUUCCAUCUUAGACGUACAAGUAUUGGUUUAAAAGGUGAGGAUGGGCAAUAAGGAAUCCUCACAGAACAGUGAUGUUUACUCGUAUCACGAAGAUGUUCUAAAACAAGGUGCCGAGGCAAUAACUACCGGAUCAGAUGAUGAUUCAUCCGACGAGGAAAUGCAGGAAGGACCGUCUCAGUCGAAGCAAAAUGAAUCUGAUGACACAAAUGGUUCAUCUAAUGAAGAUGUUGCAGUCAAUGACAAACCUAGUUCUGAGAAUAGUUCGGAAAGGGAAAUGGAAGAAAUUGUCAAUGAUUUAACUCCAUCGUCCACCGAGUCAUCUCCAUUAGAUCAUCAGAUCCCAGAAACAGAAACUUCUUCAGACACAACUCCUUCCUCAACAGAGUCAUCGCCAGUAGAUCUUAGAAUCCCCGAAAGUAGCUCAUUGGCCAAUCAGAAUAAAGAUAAAGAAGACCAAGCAGCGUUUGUCACUCCCCCAUCAUCAAGGGAGAAUUCACCAGUGCCAAGACGCAGCAGACGAUUUUCACAAAAUGUUUCAAAAGACAAAAGUGCUACAAAACAACGACUGUCAAUGAGAGAUUCUGAUGAUAGUCAGGAGGAGAUGCUGACAGAGGAACCCAAAGAAGAGUUUGUUGCAGUUGUUACACGAUCCAAGACCACCACAUUAAUUACCAAUGAAGGUUCAUCUGAAGGCCAGCCAGAGAAAAUAUCAGAAGCAACCACAUCAUCAAAAAAUAAGCAACUGGAUAAUAAGUCUACCAUCAAAAGUCGUAAACGUUCGAUAUCUGACACGUCAUCAGACUCUCCCAACAAACCAGCCGUCAAAACAACAGGUGGAUUUGAUAGACCCUUUGUUACCGCUGAACGAGGAAUUCACAUGACUAAGAAAAAUGCUGUCCAUCUUCAAAAAGUUUUUCAUAGGUCGUCAUCAAAGCUUAAACAAAUACCUAUAGAAACAGAAGUUUCACCCAGUUCCUCAGCAAGUUAUGACAGUGUCACAGAGGUGUCUACCAACCCAAACGAUAACAAAAAAGAAAAAGUCACAAAAACGUUCAAAUCAAAGAUAGCUACAGAAGGUACAACUAAUCACAGAACAUCACAAGAUAGACCUGUUAAUAAGGAUUUAGCGGAGUCUGAAGCAAGGGUUAAUGGAUCAACAGAGAAAUCAAAAGAUAACCAAAAGGGAAAAAAUGGGGCAUCUCGAUUGAAUGUGCUAGAAUCAACAACAGCUACAGAAGAAACAACUGUCCACAGAACAUCACAAGUUAAAGAUGUUCAUAAGAGUUUGGUUGGAGGAUCAGGAGAAAAAUCAGCGUUGAAGACAGAAACAAAAAGAAUAAUGUCUACAGAACUUACAUCUACGCAGGAGAAAUCACUUAAUCCUCUGUCAGUCUCUCAGAAUAAGAGAGAAUUAUCAAAGAUACUAGUCAAAAAAUCGGUUGACCGUUUCUUCCAUAGAUCACCAAUAGACGAGAAGUUAUCAGGAGCACCACCAGUGAAAAGUCCUUCAUCCAAUGUUGACAGACCAGCCACCACAGGUGUUUUAAUUUCACCAGUAGCAAAAAGAGAAAAUAAUGUUUUAAAGAAAUCUUCUUCACAAUCAUCUCACACUGAAAGAAACACUUCACAAAACAAUAAUGUCACUGAAGAACCCAUGGACACAUCUUCAUCUGCAUCAGGUACAAAUCCUUCAGAAAUUGUUCCUGCUUCGUUGGAUAAAAAUAGAAAGUCGAUCAAGAGUUCGUCAAAUAUUUCAGAAAUUUCAAUAAAAAAAGCAAAAAUACCACUGGCAGAUGCAAGCGCUUCUGGACCCAUAUUAAGGGUUCCAUUGAUGCCAUCAACAGGAGUAGUAUCUCCUGUUCAAGUAGUUCCUGGAGCAUCUAUGGAUCUUCCAAAGAUUCCAAUUGAUCCAAGGUUCUCAGUUCUUCCCAUUUCUCAACAAACUGCAACAACACCCUCUCCAGCCGCGAGCCCUGCUCAACCAAUGACUUCUGGACCAGAUCAUGGCGUCUUUCAAUUAAUGGAAUCAUUUAAUAUGUCUGUUAAGCUGGGUGAUAUUACAGAACAGCGUACAGAAGCAAUAGUUAAUACUACAGACAGACAACUAGCACAUGUUGGUGGUGUGGCACGUCAUAUUGCAGCCGCUGCUGGACAACAGAUGAUCAACGAAUGUCAAGCUAUUCUAAAUCAUCGUGGUAGACCACUAGAGACUAUGGAUGUUAUUGAUACAUGUGCAGGUGGACGUUUCAAUCGAAGAGUCAAAAAACUUCUUCAUGUUGUGUCUGCCAUGGGAAGUUACAGAGCAGAUAAAGCUGUAGUCGAUAAACUUAUCCACACAUUUCUGCAGUGUUUGAAACAUGCCGAUCGUAACCUUGAUUGUUCAUCCAUAUCAUUUCCUUUAUUAGGAGCAGGUUCGUAUCUUCCAGACACGAGUAUCAAUGCAUUCUACAAUGCUGUGUUAAUAUUUCUCUCUGAUCGCGGACCAAGCUCGAAGUUAAACGAUGUCAGACUAAUUUUAAACGAUGUCGAACUUCAUCAAUUUGCAGUUGACUAUUUUGGUUCGUGCUAUGAGAAUAUAUUAACUAAUGGAAUUGAAGGUGCCAUUGCUGACGCUGUAAAUAGUUUAUAUGGUAACAAUACCUGGGAAACGCAACAGAAGUUGCUAAAUCGGUUCACAUCGGGGAAUAAUGGCAGAAGUGGUGGUGGUGGUGGAAGUAGUAGUAGCGAUGGUGGUGAUUCAGCGCAAAACUUAUUCCGGGGUUCAGCUGUGAAAAGACCAAGACUAUAGAAAUUUUAUCCAGUGAUGUGUUAUUAUUUAAGAAAUUUUAUCCCGUGAUGUGUUAUUUUAAAGUAUCUUAAUUUUAAAGUUUUACAUUUUAACGGAAACUUUUUAAUUGAAUACUAAUGAUACUCGAUUUUAAAUUGUUACUAUACAGAGAGAGAGUGAAGUGGGGCUUAACUCCACUCGACACAAACUAAUGCUACAAGGCAAUGAGGAAGCAAUUAGUAGUUGCCGAUUCACAAAUGACAUAAUAAUCAUAAAAAACAUGUAGAAUGAACUCAGCAGACGUACACAACUGUCGUUCAAUUUGGAUGAAUCAUGUAAUUCACCGAACAUAACUGAUUACAAAUUACAAUCAUGUAAUUCACCGAACAUAAUCGAUUACAAAUUACAAUCAUGUAAUUCACCGAACAUAAUUGAUUACAAAUUACAAUCAUCUAAUUCACAGAACAUAAUUGAUUACAAAUUACAAUCAUGUAAUUUGCUGAACAUAAUUGAUUACAAAUUACAAUCAUGUAAUUCACCGAACAUAAUUGAUUACAAAUUACAAUAGUUUUUUUUAAAAUUGAAUAUGAAUAACUUUGUACAAAAGAAUAGGGUGAUACAGCUUUUAUUUAGUGCUUUUAGUUAUUUACAAAUUGUUUACUGUACUAUUGUUAUUGGUGUAUAUGUAAAUAUGUUUAUAAGAUAUGUUACAUAUAAUAUAUUGAUUUUUGUUUGCCCCAAUAAAAUUCCGUCGCCCCUGUCUGUCGGUCUGGCUAUAGUUGAAUAGACUUUAAAUUUAUAUGCAGUGUUUAAGGUCAUGAGACGAAGAAUCCUAUUGAUUUUCAACAAUUCCUGAUAAUUAGUGCCAGAGUUAUGGCCCUUGAUCACUUUGAAAAACUUGUGGAUAUUCUAAAGGCUACGGUUAAUAUCAGUUUUUAAGAUCAUGAGAUGAAGUAGCCUAUUGAUUUUAAAUGAUUUCUGAUAAUUACUGCCAAAGUUAUGGCCCUUGAUCACUUUGAAAAAUCUUGUGGAUACUCUAGACUCUAGAGGAUAAAAUUAAUAUCCGAUUGACUUUAAAUUUAUUCACAGUGUUUAAGAGGUCUAUUGAUUUUCAUAAUUACUGCCAUAGUUAUAGACCUUGAUAUUAAAUGUUUUGUAUACUAAACAUUAGCAUAGGGCAGAACUAGAAGUCAAAUAUGUUAUUGUACUCGGAUUUUGUGUUAUAAAUCUUUUCAUUACUGACUGCUCGGAUGACUUAGCUGCUGUUGGCGUACAUAUUUCGUUGCCUGGCAGUCUAUCUUUUAAUUAUAAUAUUGUGUAUUUUAAGAAAUAACUAUAAAACAGUAGGUUUACUAUUGUUCAAAAGGUAAUGGAAUUGGCUUAUAACCUACUUUAAUGAAUCGUUGCUUAUAUUUAUAUACAAUCUGAUUAAAGUACACAUCUAUA
Patella vulgata (common limpet) is the source of this 4302-nucleotide messenger RNA. Its product is annotated as mucin-4. Bases 130 to 2877 code for a protein of 915 amino acids. The record is from RefSeq and is a predicted model, not a curated record. NCBI's taxonomy places the organism in Eukaryota, Metazoa, Mollusca, Gastropoda, Patellidae. The transcript has 3 exons.